This is a messenger RNA of Sphaeramia orbicularis (orbiculate cardinalfish), 3789 nucleotides long. RefSeq names its product patched domain containing 1 (gene ptchd1). Gene Ontology annotation, biological process: cognition; chemical synaptic transmission. The record is from RefSeq and is a predicted model, not a curated record. Lineage: Eukaryota; Metazoa; Chordata; Actinopteri; Kurtiformes; Apogonidae. Gene Ontology annotation, cellular component: synapse; plasma membrane. The transcript is spliced from 4 exons. The coding region runs from base 257 to 3205 and encodes 982 amino acids.
GUUAAAUGUGAACUGUGCUCUCAGUCUGCUUUGGAACCGCAGAGCGCAGAACUGCUGGCUCAUUUAGCAGCUUUCUAUUCUUGCGCUGUUCCAGCACAUGAGCGGACCUCCGGGAGCGGGGCGCCCCUGUGACCGCCCCUCCGACUGCCGCUGACCCUCCUCCCGUCAUCCCCCCGGCCGGCUCCACCUGUCCUCCCCGUUCCCCCCCUAGAACCGAGCGCUGACGGAUCCAAACCGAUGCGUCCGGCAGCCCCUGAUGCUCCGCAGCGCUCCGGGGCUUUCAGGUCGGUGGGAGAGGCUCGAGCCGCGGCCGCGCGCUAGGAUGCUGCGCCAGGUGUUGCACGCGGGCCUGAGGACCUCCUUCCACGCGCUGGGCCGGUUCGUCGCGAGCCACCCGGUGUUCUUCGCCUCGGCGCCCGUGCUGCUGUCCAUCCUGCUCGGGGCCAGCUUCAGCCGGUACCGCGUGGAGGAGGACGUGGAGAGCCUGCUCGCGCCCAAACACAGCCUGGCCAAGAUAGAAGGGAACCUGGUGGAUAGCCUGUUCCCCGUCAACCGAUCCAAGCACGCGCUCUACUCAGACCUGCAGACGCCGGGACGGUACGGGCGCGUGAUUGUCACCACCCGCAAGGGAAGCGUCCUGGACCCGGUUCACCUGGACACCAUACUGAAGCUCCACAGGAGGAUCUACCAGAUGCAGGUGACGGUCCCAGCCACAGGCCUCAACAGCUUCAACUACUCCUUCUCCUACCUCUGUCUCCCCGAUGACAAGAACAUCUGCAUCAUCGACGACAUUAUCCGGGCCAUGGAGGAGAUCCAGUCCGCACGCACCUCCAACCGCUCCAUCCCUAUCCUGCGGUAUCCCAUCACACAGCUGGCAGAUGGGCGACAGGCGUACAUCGGUCACCAGCUGGGCGGCGUGCAGGGCUGGGGUCCGGCCGGGGCGGUGCGUGGUCCGGGGACGGGGGCCCGGGGAGAAGGGGUCCGUUCCGCCAGGGCGCUCCAGCUCACCUACUACCUCCAAGCCCGUGGUGGCCUGAUGGACCAGGUGGCCAGCCAAUGGGAAAAGGCCUUCUGUGCUGAGUUGCAGCACUUUGCAGCGUUGCACCCAAAGCUGGGGCUGUACCCUUCCACUUCUUCUUCUCUGAGGACAGACUUCCAGUUCUCUUCCGUACUGGCACGCCGCCCCCUGUUAGCCAGUCUGGGGGUGUGCGGGGUGCUGGCUGUCCUCUGCUGCUCUAUGAGAGACUGUGUGAGGUCCAAACCAUGGUUGGGACUGCUGGCCCUGCUGUCCAUCACACUGUCGGGCCUUACUGCUGCUGGAAUACUCAACCUGACUGGGGCCACCUACAACUCCACAUACCUGGGCAUCCCAUUCGUCAUGCUGGGUCAUGGGCUCUUUGGCUCCUUUGAAAUGCUGUCAUCGUGGAGGCGGACCAGGGAGGACCAGCACGUGAAGGAACGCGUGGCGAGUGUUUUUGAGGACGUCAUGCUGCGCUUCUCCGGCUCCACCAUGAUCCACCUCAUGACCUUGGGCCUGGCUGCUUCACCGCUCACCAACAUGGAGGCCGUCCGGCUCUUCUGCCGCACCGCCGCCCUGGCCGUCACCAUCAGCUACGUUUACAUGCUGUCUUUCUACAGCUCCUGCCUGGUCUUCACUGGCUACCUAGAAACCGGUUACAGACACGGCUGCUUCUGCCGGCGAGUCCCCAAACCGGAUCGACUGGACUCCAAACCAGCCUGGUACAGAUGUCUGAUGUACACUCGAUAUCAGGAUGAGACCCAAAAUACCAACCCGCCCCACACUGAUGGACAUACUCACACUACGAACUCCAACUUGAAUCACACACAUGUUCACACGCACCCGCACACAGCGAACAACCCUACGGCGCAUGGACACGGUCACAUGGCGAACUCCACGCAUACACAUCCACACCCUCAUCAACAUUCCACAGCCAGCACGGACCCUCAUCCUCAGGACUCCCACCUUUUGCUGGGCUGUGUGCGGCGUUGCUACGGAGACUGGAUUACUAACACCUAUGUCAAACCCUUUGUGGUUCUGCUGUAUCUGGUUUACAUUUCCUUUGGAUUGAUGGGCUUCCUGCAGGUGGCCCAAGGUUCUGACCCGAGUGCACUGGUUGCCAUGGAUACAGCAACAGUAUUGUACACGCGUGCCCAGCACAGAUACUUCAGCUCCUACUCCCCAGUCAUCGGAUUCUACAUCUAUGAAAGCGCCCCUUACUGGAAUUCCUCAGUACAGCGUGACCUCCUGGAAUAUGCCAAAGGUUUUCAGCGGAUCAGCUGGCUGGAGGCCUACCUGAACUACCUGUCGGACCGCAACCAGUCCACCAGCCAGCCGCGGGAAAACUUCACCCACACCCUGCGCCACUUCUUCCUCCGCGAGCCGCAGUUUGCUCACUUCGGGGACGACAUCAUAUUUGCGGAGCGCGGUCAAGGCGAGGAGCCCGACGUGGCGGCCUCCCGCAUCUUCCUGGUCGCCAAGACGACGGAGAACAAGCGCGAGGAGAUGUCAGUGCUGCUGGACACACUGCGCCGCCUGUCACUGACCUCGCGAGUCCGCUUCCUUAUCUUCAACCCCUCUUUCGUGUACCUGGACCGCUAUGCUGCGGCGGUCAGCUCGCCCCUCAGACACUCACUGCUGGCGGUGCUCUUCCUGUUGGGUUUGUCCUCUCUAGCUGUCGUCGAGCCGCUGGUCUCCGUGUGGCUGGGCCUCACCCUCCUCUCCGUCCAGUUUGGAGUGUUAGGCUUCAUGACCUUAUGGGGCGUCGAGCUGGACUGCAUGUCUGUGUUGUGUCUGAUCUCCGCCCUCGGACACUCGGCGGACUGCAGCGGCCCUCUGCUCUGUGGUUUCGCGUCGGGCCGGGGCGAAAGCAGGACUCGUUGGGUGCGAGUGGCGCUCGAGAGACACGGGGUGCCCUCUCUACAGACGCUCAUCUGCUACAGCGCUGCCCUGGUGCCUGUAGGUUCCGUACGCUCCAACCUCACCCGCACACUCUUCCGCUGCCUCACCCUCACGGCCGGAUGCUCGGCCCUGCACACGCUGGCUUUCCUGCCCACGCUCCUCACCUUCCUGCCCCCCUCAAAGAACAGGGGGCAUCGGCCCGGGGGAGAAGGGCAGAGACAGGAAGUGGAGUGCGUGGAGAUGAACGACAGCACUCGAGUGGUCGACCAGAUCACCACUGUCUGAGCACUGGAUGAUGCUUGUUUUCUGGUCACUUGGUUGCCAUGGGGACUGCCGGAUGAGAUUUUGGUCCGCUGUAGUCUUAGGAGCCGCUGUGCAUGCUGCAGACAGGAAUACUGAUCCUUGUGAAGAGAGGUGGAAAAUGAAAUUGUAACAGCGAGAGGGCUAGCGAGGGGGGGGGGGGGAAUGGCAGGAGUGUCAAGAUGAAAUGGACUGAAACAAGAAAAAGAUAGUUGUGGGCUAGUAAAAACAGAGAGAGAGAGAGAGAGAGAGAGAGAGGCUGAUACCCAAUGCAGUGUAUCCAUGGUUACUUGCUUGUUGCUAAUGCUGUGUGGCAUGUGAAUGAGCUCUCUCUUGAACAGCCGAUCCAAAGUUCAGAAUCAGUUGAGGUCAGGCCAGGAUAUGACUAUCACAGAGGAAAAUGCUACACUUUUCACAUCUCCAAAAUCUGCUUUAGAUCUGAUCACAUUGUUUGGCUACUGCUAUCUGUUGCACAAAUACAGCUACAAUGACAUGAGGCAAUCAUCUGUAUGACUCAAGUAUUUCUACUUUAAUGCUGGGCAAAUAAAGUCAAAUCACUAAAAUGUGGU